AUGGACGCCAAGCAUUGCGACACCCACGCGCCCAGUGGCCGUUCUCCAAGCAGCGGGAGCACCUCAAGGGAUCUCUGCAAUCAGCCGCUCGAUGACCAGGAGCAAGACAUCUGCAACACCUACCAAAGAGCCAAGCCGGAAUGGGACGAGGGGGCAAUGCCGGAGCUGGCGACUCCAGACAGCGCCGACCACGCCGAGGCAGCACAUCUUGCCAUCCUCCACUCGCCUCUCUCUCGUGCAUCACACACUGAUCAGCAGAGAUUAGAAGUAGAAGGUGUUCUGCUUUCGAAAACUCGAGAAGGCGCAGCAAGCUGUUGCCGUAAGUUCAAACAGCGGGGAUCCGUCAACGUGCGCAGGAAGCCUAAGGCGAGGCGUCUGAAACUGAAUUUUGAUGGCUCGUCCAAGCACGAGGAGUCCAGGCGUGCCAGCAUCGGGGUCGGGGCAUUCGGCGGCGUGUUCCGCGAUUACAAAGGCAAGUUUGUCUUGGGCUACGCGGGACGGAUCAACAAGGCCACGAGCUCCGUUGCUGAGCUGGUCGCGCUCAGGCGCGGCCUCGAGAUGGCUCUGCACAACGGGUGGCGCGACGUCUGUAUCGAGGGCGACUGCAAGGCCGCGGUUGAAGCGAUAAGGAGCCGCGUGCGUGUCCGGUGCGAGCAAGGACAAGGAGCAGUUCAGGGCGAUCACCGCGAUGCUCCCGCGGCUCGGUGUGUGGGCCGGAAACGCAACACGGUGGCGGACCGCUUCGCCGAGCUCGGCCACGAGGCGGGGACGCAGCGGGUGUGGCGCAGCGUUCCUCCAGACGAGGUACUCCUGCACCUUCGGCGAGAUGCAGAGCUGCGAAUGCAGAUUAAGGUAAAGAGGAAGAUGGUGAAGUGA
Messenger RNA from Triticum dicoccoides, 876 nucleotides. RefSeq lists its product as uncharacterized. Gene Ontology annotation, molecular function: RNA-DNA hybrid ribonuclease activity; nucleic acid binding. The coding region runs from base 1 to 876 and encodes 291 amino acids. NCBI's taxonomy places the organism in Eukaryota, Viridiplantae, Streptophyta, Magnoliopsida, Poales, Poaceae. The record is from RefSeq and is a predicted model, not a curated record. The transcript is spliced from 3 exons.